This is a messenger RNA of Amorphotheca resinae ATCC 22711, 1707 nucleotides long. RefSeq lists its product as hypothetical. The record is from RefSeq and is a predicted model, not a curated record. Gene Ontology annotation, biological process: 'de novo' pyrimidine nucleobase biosynthetic process; L-glutamine metabolic process; L-arginine biosynthetic process. The coding region runs from base 184 to 1569 and encodes 461 amino acids. Gene Ontology annotation, cellular component: cytoplasm; carbamoyl-phosphate synthase complex. Gene Ontology annotation, molecular function: carbamoyl-phosphate synthase (glutamine-hydrolyzing) activity. The transcript has 4 exons. NCBI's taxonomy places the organism in Eukaryota, Fungi, Ascomycota, Leotiomycetes, Helotiales, Amorphothecaceae.
CCCGUCAGUCUUCACAUCCCAGGAUUAUAUCUCAGGUCCGCAGCUCCAUCCCUCGCUCGAAACCGCACACCGCCAAAGCUAACCCUACCGGCUGGCAGAUCAUAUCUGGAAAGCUUCAGUAAACUGAAACUUCCAAAUAAUCCAUAACCUACCUCUAUCUCCCAAACUCGAAUACCACACAGUAUGUUUGCACGCCUCGUAAAGCCCGCGGCUUUCAAGCCGGCAGGUCUUGGCAUCAAGAACCGGAUCGCCCAACAAGCUCGGUUCCUGGCCACGGUUGAGGGAAGUGCUGGACGUGUUUUGCCCGAGACUCGUCCUAAAGCUACUCCUAUCUCUCACGACCGAGCCACAUUCACAAUUCGAAAUGGCCCGAUUUUCCACGGCAAAUCCUUUGGUGCCAAAACAAACAUCUCCGGUGAAGCCGUCUUCACCACCUCCCUCGUUGGAUACCCCGAAUCUAUGACGGAUCCCUCAUACCGUGGGCAAAUCCUCGUCUUCACCCAGCCCCUCAUUGGAAACUAUGGCGUGCCAUCAUCAGCUCGAGACGAGCACGGUCUCCUUAAAUAUUUCGAGUCACCAAACAUUCAGUGUGUUGGUGUGGUCGUUGCAGAUUAUGCUGAGAAGUAUAGUCACUGGACUGCCGUGGAGAGCUUGAGUGACUGGUGUGCUCGUGAGGGAGUUCCUGCUAUCUCCGGGGUCGAUACUCGUGCCAUUGUCACAUAUCUCCGAGAGGUGGGUUCGUCAUUGGCUCGAAUCACUAUCGGGGAGGAAUACGAUGCCGAUCAGGACGAAGCCUUCGUGGACCCUGAACAGAUAAACCUGGUCAAGAAGGUCAGCACGAAGGCCCCAUUCCACGUGAGUUCCCAUAACGGGGAUUUGCACGUGGCGGUCAUCGAUUGUGGAGUCAAGGAGAACAUCUUGCGAAGCUUGGUUGGACGCGGUGCAAGCGUCACCGUCUUCCCAUAUGACUUCCCCAUCCACAAGGUUGCCCACCACUUCGAUGGUGUGUUCAUCUCCAACGGCCCUGGUGACCCAACCCACUGCCAGGAAACCGUCUACCACUUGAGCCGGUUGAUGGAAUCCUCCCAAGUCCCAAUCAUGGGUAUUUGCCUUGGCCACCAACUGCUCGCUCUUGCGGCUGGUGCUCGUACGAUCAAGCUCAAGUACGGAAACCGCGCCCACAACAUCCCGGCUCUGGAUUUGACAACCGGUCAAUGCCACAUCACCAGUCAGAACCACGGAUAUGCUGUUGACACUACCACCCUUCCCCAAGAAUUCAAGGAGUACUUCGUCAACCUGAACGAUGGCAGCAACGAAGGCAUGAUCCACAAGACCCGCCCAAUUUUCUCUACCCAAUUCCACCCUGAAGCCAAGGGAGGCCCAAUGGACUCAUCGUAUCUCUUCGAUAUGUACAUCGAGAACGUUCAGCGUUUCAAGAAGAACCAGGCUGUAUUCGCAGCUGGCAAGGACAACAGACCUAACCCAUUGCUUGUGGACAUCUUGGCAAAGGAAAGGGUUGGCGUUCAACCGACUCCGGCUGUUGCUCCCGCCGCUGCUGCUGCUGCUUAGAUGCUUCUUGUUUAAACUUCUUGGGUUUUGGAAGGGCGUUGGGUAUGCACGUGAUUAUGAACGGUGGUCGAGCAGAGCUGUUUUAUGAUUUCUAGCGAGUAACAUGACUUCAUUUAUUAGAGCAGUUCCACACUCGUG